CGCCCAAUUGUGCAGGCAGAACGGGCCGGAUACCUUCGCUCCCGGAGGAGGGUGGGGACGUUGAUGUCGGCAGGCGCUGCAGCUGCAAAUUCGGAGCAGGAUGUUGGAGCGUCGACGAAAUUCUCUAAAUGAGGAAAGCUGUAUUUCUUCCUGGGACUUGAGCUAAAGCAUUCUAUCAUGGGCCAGCACUUCUCAAGCCAAACACACACAGUUGUAAAUAAGCUACCAGAAAAAGUUGUCAAGCAUGUCUCUCUUGUUCGAGAAAGUGGUGUCUUAACAUAUGAAGAGUUUUUGGGAAGAGUAGCUGAACUGAAUGACACGACUGCACAAUUAGCUUCUGGCCAGAACAAGCAUCUGUUGUUUGAAGUGCAGCCAGGUUCUGAUGCUACAGCUCUUUGGAAGGUGGCUGUUCGGAUAGUAUGUACUAAGAUAAACAAGACAAGUGGGAUUGUUGAAGCUUCAAGAAUCAUGAACUUGUAUCAGUUCAUUCAACUUUAUAAAGAUAUCACAAGUCAGGCUGCACAUGUUCUUUCUCAGAAUGUUCCCUCAGAAGGAACAGCAGAAGAUCUGUCAUCUGUUGCAUCUUGUCAGGCCAGCAUUUGGAUGGGAAGGGUGAAACAGCUAACUGAUGAAGAAGAAUGUUGCAUUUGUAUGGAUGGACGUGCUGAUCUGAUCUUGCCAUGUGCCCACAGCUUUUGUCAGAAAUGCAUUGAUAAAUGGAGUGGUCGUCACAGGAAUUGCCCUAUAUGCCGUCUACAAGUGACUGCUGCAAAUGAUUCUUGGGUUGUAUCUGAUGCACCUACAGAUGAAGAUAUUGCCACUUACAUACUCAACUUGGUGGAUGAGGCAGGCCAGCCCCAUAUACCCUGACGUUAGCAAUGUUCAUAGUCUUAACAUCUCCCAAGAUAUCAUUUUUAUUAUUCUUCAUUUCUUUACUCAUUACACUGGUUUCUAGAAGCUAAGUCAUUAUCCUUCAGAAGCGGCUAGUUGUGUGAAAGCCAAUCUGAAUGUAUGAUUUUCAUUAAUUUCUCUGAUAAUAUUUGCAGUAAAUACACUACGAAUUUUCUGAUAUUUUAUGAGGUACUGGAAUAGGAAGUAUUUUAGUUCUGGUAUAACUGUUAAGUGCUAACUUGUUAAAAUUUGAUUUCAUUGUCUCAGUUGCAAACAAUAUAGGUAGUUGUCCAACACUGUCUAAAAAAUAAAGUUUAAUGCUUAAAUGUGAAUUAAAAUGACUAGAGUCCUUGAACUUAGUAGCUUCUGUUCUCCCAUGUAAUUAAUGUUGCCACUGUUAUUUACAUGUGUUUGGUUAAAUCAAUAAUUAGUACGUUCUGUUCCUAUAACUUUUAUGGAAGCAAAUUAUUUUUUAUAGAUGAUUGACUUUUUCAUUUCUAUUCAAAAACAAUUUUCUAAGCAAGUAUUAAUUACUUAUAGUUUGCCUAUGCAGUAUCAUGGAUGGAUCCAGCAAAAGCUUCUUACAGUAGCUUCUCUAUCAGGAGAAGGCUUCUGAUGUAGCAGAAAGCAAUCUUUAUUCCCUUUCUCCCUUCUCUUUGUUUCCUACAUGCCCUGAAAAACUGCCCCAAAGGCUAGAAAUUUUCCAAAACAGUGAAGCUGUGUAGAUAGUAAAAAACCUUCUGUAUUCUGCUCUGUCUUCUUGCAAGUGCUUCUGGGAAAAUGCAUGCUCAUUACACGUCAUAAAAUCUGGCUGAAACAUGUUUACUGUUAUUUAUUUUGUUUUGUUUAGCUUAGCCUUCAAUUUACCAGUUUGUAAAAUUUGCCAUUAUGAUGAAAAGAAAUGGUAAAGCACAGAGAAUUCUUGGUUUCUUUUCCUGUAGUUGCAAUCUGAAGCAAAAAUCUCUUAUUUUAUUGUGACCACUUUGCUUUAAUGUAGUAUGUAUGUUGUAGUCAAGUGUUGGGGUCAGGUAUGACAAUGUGUCCUUAGCUGUUAACUUACCAGGUGACUUUGAUAGAUGCCAGAAAGCCACCAUUUUCCAAUUCACAAAAUUGGUACUGAGUGAUUUUUUAAAAUUUAUUUCAAAUGGCCGCUUAAAAAUGGCCCUGGCCCAAAAAGAUCAACUCCUUAGGCAGAUUGAGCCAAAGCAAAUCCCCAGAUUGAUGUGGUACUUAUGUUGGAUUUUAUACUUUUCACAACUACUAUAAUUAUAAUUACUAUUCACAGAAUGGAUUUGGUGCCACACAAGAAAAGAUGGAUUAAUAGUUAAAUAUUAUGAAGGGUUUAUAGCCUUAUUUGGAAUUGGCUGAUAAAUGUGUAUAAUAAAAUUGUUUUCUAUUCUUGCUGAAAUGUUGCAUGUAAAUAUAGGUUACACUAAUUAAAUUGCAAAUCUGCAAUAUUAGCUAAAACAUCUCUAUAAAUUACAUCCGUAUUGAACGGUAGCACUUCAGAAUAUGGCAGACAUUGUGGUUUUUGAGAGAUUAUCAAAUUUGGCUAGAUUAGUAAAAUAUAGCAGAAGUUAUUCUUUUUCUCUUUAUUUAAUGUGAUGUGCUGAAGAGAAGGUUUGAAGAGCAAUUCUUAUUACUUAUCUAAGAAAGCUUUGAUGUACAGAAAUCACACAUUCUUUAAAUCACUUGCGAAUAUUCUUUCUGACAAUUGAUUUUAAAUGGGCUGUGAAAUUCAGAGUAAGCAGAACAUGUUUUUCUUGUUUUUGUUUUGGAGUGUUUUUUCACUUGCUAUAAAGCAGAUUGUGGGUUUGAUUUUCUCCACAUCCGUAGAUAUAUUUGGACUCGCGCUGUUGUGAAUAACACUUUAACAUUGACAUGGUAGAAACAAUAAGCCAUUCUUUGUUUUUCUUCAUAUAAGGUUUGAUUUGAUAGCACAAAUUGUUGCAGUGCAAGCAUUAGACCAUUAAAUCCUGACAUUACUUUUCUUUUUUUCCUGUCAUGAGUAUAAAUACUGUGUCCCAAAUCUUGAAGAGAUGGAAAUGUUAAAAUAUGGGUUUGCAGAGUAUAAUGCCAACAGAGGGGAACAUAUAAUUAUGGGUUCUGUAAUUUCACAGUUUGUAAAUAAGUGUAAAGUGAACAUGUGAAUUGUAUAGUGUUUAUAUCUUUUUAAAUAAAUACAUUGGUAUAAGUACUGUAAUGUGUAUCUUGUAAAUUAUAUCUAUCUAUCUAUUGUAGGUGUAUUUUACAGAU
Molecule: messenger RNA, 3147 nt
Organism: Candoia aspera
Lineage: Eukaryota; Metazoa; Chordata; Lepidosauria; Squamata; Candoiidae
Gene: RNF141
Product: ring finger protein 141
Exons: 6
Coding region: 178-870 (230 amino acids)
Biological process (GO): protein autoubiquitination
Molecular function (GO): ubiquitin-protein transferase activity
Source: RefSeq, a predicted model, not a curated record